GUUAGAGCCGGGCUGGUCGGCGGCGGAGGCGCGGCAGUGGCGGGGCUCUCGGCCGGGAGCCAUGGGCCAGGACCUGGCGUGGCUCAACCACUCCGGCAGCCCGUGCGCGGCGGGCGGGCAGCGCGGCGGGCCCUUCUCCGCUGCCGCCGCGGCGCUGCUGGCGGCGCUCAUGGGGCUGCUGGUGCUGGCCACCGUGCUGGGCAAUGCCCUGGUCAUCCUGGCGUUCGUGGUGGACCGGAGCGUCCGCACGCAGAGCAACUUCUUCCUUCUGAACCUGGCCAUCGCCGAUCUGCUGGUGGGCGGCUUCUGCAUCCCCCUCUAUAUCCCUUACGUGCUGACGGGCGAGUGGAGGCUCGGCAGAGGCUUGUGCAAGCUGUGGCUGGUGGUAGACUACCUGGUGUGCACUGCCUCCGUCUUCAACAUCGUCCUCAUCAGCUUCGACAGGUUCAUCUCUGUCACCAAGGCGAUAAAUUACAGGGUUCAGAAAGGGAUGACUAGAAAUGCAAUACUGAAGAUGAUCACUGUAUGGAUUGCUGCUUUUCUUCUCUAUGGUCCAGCCAUCCUUAGCUGGGAGCACAUUGCCCAAAAAAGCAUCCUCCCUGAAGGAGAAUGUCACGCAGAAUUCUUCUACAACUGGUAUUUCCUAAUGAUUGCAUCUACUAUUGAAUUCUUUACACCUUUCAUCACUGUUACAUACUUUAACUUAAGUAUUUACCUCAACAUCAGGAAGCGCACUUCCCUGAGAAAUGAAAACCUAUCAUCUGGUCAAGAGGACUGUGAAAUGAAUUUCCAGGGGAAAAAAAGGGAACACGUAUUUUUUGUAAAACCUGCUAACAGACACAAACAGGAGAAGAGAGCAAACAGUCUUUCUCCCCCUAAACAACAGGUGUCAAAGUUCAGCCUAUCUAAGCUUGAGAAUCAGUCAUUAAAUUUGAAUGUCAGUCAAGACCUUCCACCACUUCAGGUAGAUGUUGAGACCAAACCACAUAGGAAUGGUUUAUACAAAACUACAGAAAGCAUAUGCAACACCACACGCAGAAGGGACAUUGCUAACACCAUGGCAAAUAAAUUUAGACUUUCCCGAGAUAAAAGAGUAGCAAAAUCAUUAGCAAUUCUUGUCUGUGUGUUUGGUUUGUGCUGGGCUCCAUACACACUCUUGAUGAUCAUUAGAGCAGCUUGCCACAGGCACUGUGUACAUUAUUCACUUUAUGAGACUUCAUUUUGGUUUCUCUGGGUGAAUUCAGCCAUUAACCCUAUUCUAUAUCCAUUGUGCCACAUGAGCUUUAGAAAAGCUUUUAUAAAACUCCUGUGUCCAGGAAAAGCCAAAAUUCAUCCUCAUGUUUUGAUGUGAAAACAAACAAAAAAAUACCAAGUUUCAAAAAAAAAAAAAAAAAAGCAUCUUGCUUUCAGUAGGAACAUAAAGUGUCUCAGUGUUCAGUGUUCACCUACAAAUAUUAAAUACAAGUAUUUAUAUUUGUAGUACUUUAAGGGAAUACUGAUAAAUGAAUACAAGUGUAGAUAGAUUUAGGAAUGUAUUGAAAUAGUCCACAUUGCUGGAGAAACCACAAGUAAUUAGAACAAGGCUAUUAUUUGUUAAAGUUUUUAGGGAAGUUAUGCCAACAGUACAAGUCCAGUGCACCAUCACCAGAAAGAAAAGUGCCAAAAAGAGAAUAGAGCAUUCAUGUCAAAGUUAAAUUUCAGGUUCUCUCCCUUUUAAUCAUUACAAGUAUUACUAGUAAGGAAUUUCAUUAAGUGUUAAGCAUAGGCCUGCCAUAUUUUACCUCCAGCCCUGUUUUAUAAGGCUCUUAAAGGUGUUAGUUGUGAAGGGUGGUAUGCAUUUUGGGGAGGCUAUUGCCUCUGCAACAGUAACAGCUUUCUUCCUGAAUAGCAAGCUAGACAGGACGGUUGCUAAUGGGACAAAACUAAAUACUAAUGUCCAGGAAAAGCACAGGACAAAAGGCAACAGAAAAGUCUUGUGACCAGAGAAGCUCAGCAAUUAAAGCAGGUAAGGGAGCACAGGUUUGAGGGGGAAAAGCUGACUGAGAAGAAUUAUAGUAGAACUGAAACACAGACAAGAAUCUUAAGGGAGUUUGAGCUUUGUGAUACAAGGUAUGAAAAGUAGAAGCUUGUGCAGCAGAAGAGUUACAGGGGAAACCUCCUCUCCCAGCUAGGACUGCCUGCCCCUUCUUGGUGGGGGGACUGGGAUCCUGAAUGGGCAGGAAUCUACUCACAAGUCAAACUUGUAUUCCUUAGAGAACUGCAAGGUAUUGGUCUUCUCUUGCUGUAACUAUAUAGUAAACCUAAUUAAUCUAUGAGAUCUGACAGGGAGCUAGCACUAUGAGAAAGUCUAAAGUUAACUUCUCUUGGAAUAAUUUUAAAAACAAAAUGCAAACUAAAUUUGAAAUCUCUUAUUUCUAUUGCAUUUUGAAAGAAAAAGAAAUGUGUUUUUUUUGCCCAUCUACUGGAUCUAUCCAUCCAUACAUGGAUGGUUUAACAGAGCAUUUAACAUUUGCUACUACAAUGUUAAACCAAUGUUUAGUCUUUAAAAUGAUGCCUCAUAAAUAGCAUGGCCCAAAGUCUGUUACACUAACAGCCUUGCUCUUAACUAUAGGUGGCAAAAAGUACUUAAUUGCUUAUAUUGUUUUCUGCUCUUCUGCCUUUGCUACAAGAGAUUCACAGAGCUAGACCGGGAAUGCUGUCUAGAUCUGUCCCCCUUGAAAAGUAUCAGUUUGAACACCAUCAGUAAGAAGUUUCUCACCCUUAUGAGCAUCUUCUACAUGGUUUGAGACACUUUACUGAUGAGAAGUGUGAUAGUUCUUGAACAGCCAUAGUUGCCCAUUGCCCCAGCUAAAAAUGCAUGUUAGUACAGUUAAUCUCAAAGUUUACACAUUACUUUGAAAUUUACUUCUUAAAAUUUCAAUAAAGGUAAUACAGAGCUAUGCAAGA
Messenger RNA from Rhea pennata, 2946 nucleotides. Its product is annotated as histamine H3 receptor-like. The record is from RefSeq and is a predicted model, not a curated record. Lineage: Eukaryota; Metazoa; Chordata; Aves; Rheiformes; Rheidae. Gene Ontology annotation, biological process: chemical synaptic transmission; G protein-coupled receptor signaling pathway, coupled to cyclic nucleotide second messenger; adenylate cyclase-inhibiting G protein-coupled acetylcholine receptor signaling pathway. Gene Ontology annotation, molecular function: histamine receptor activity; G protein-coupled serotonin receptor activity; G protein-coupled acetylcholine receptor activity. Gene Ontology annotation, cellular component: synapse; dendrite; plasma membrane. The transcript is spliced from 3 exons. The coding region runs from base 62 to 1351 and encodes 429 amino acids.